AUGCUCAGUGGGCCGGGCCGGCAGGUUUGCGUGGCCGCUGAGUUGCUGGCGCCGGCUGAGCCAGCGGACGACGCGUUCCUUGGCGGCCGCCGGUUCCCGGGAAGUUACGUGCGGAAGCCGGCUUCCGAGGAGACGCCUGGAGGCCACGAGUGCUGCUGACUGGCGGGCGACUGGGGGAGGCCGACGUGGCCGGGCUGCGAAAGCUGCGGGAGGCCGAGCGGGUGGCCGCGCUCGGAGGGAGGUGCCGGUCGGGCGCGCCCCGUGGAGAAGACCCGGGCGGGGCGGGCGCUUUCCGGACUUUUGUCCGAGUUGAAUUCCCUCCCCUUGGGCCGGGCCCUUCCGGCCGCCCCCGCCCCUGCCCCGCUCGCUCUCGGGAGAUGUUUAUUUGGGCUGUGGCGUGAGGAGCGGGCGGGCCGGCGCCGCGGAGUUUCGGGUCCGAGGAGCCUCGCGCGGCGCUGGAGAGAGACAAGAUGUCCGCCAGAGCUGCGGCCGCCAAGAGCACAGCAAUGGAGGAAACAGCUAUAUGGGAACAACAUACAGUGACGCUUCACAGGGCUCCUGGAUUUGGAUUUGGAAUUGCAAUAUCUGGUGGACGAGAUAAUCCUCAUUUUCAGAGUGGGGAAACGUCAAUAGUGAUUUCAGAUGUGCUGAAAGGAGGACCAGCUGAAGGACAGCUACAGGAAAAUGACCGAGUUGCAAUGGUUAACGGAGUUUCAAUGGAUAAUGUUGAACAUGCUUUUGCUGUUCAGCAACUAAGGAAAAGUGGGAAAAAUGCAAAAAUUACAAUUAGAAGGAAGAAGAAAGUUCAAAUACCAGUAAGUCGUCCUGAUCCUGAACCAGUAUCUGAUAAUGAAGAAGAUAGUUAUGAUGAGGAAAUACAUGAUCCAAGAAGUGGCCGGAGUGGUGUGGUUAACAGAAGGAGUGAGAAGAUUUGGCCGAGGGAUAGAAGUGCAAGUAGAGAGAGGAGUUUGUCUCCGCGGUCAGACAGACGGUCAGUGGCUUCCAGCCAGCCCGCUAAACCCACCAAAGUCACACUGGUGAAAUCCCGGAAAAAUGAAGAAUAUGGUCUUCGAUUGGCAAGCCAUAUAUUUGUUAAGGAAAUUUCACAAGAUAGUUUGGCAGCAAGAGAUGGCAAUAUUCAAGAAGGUGAUGUUGUAUUGAAGAUAAAUGGUACUGUGACAGAAAAUAUGUCAUUGACAGAUGCAAAGACAUUGAUAGAAAGGUCUAAAGGCAAAUUAAAAAUGGUAGUUCAAAGAGACGAACGGGCUACGCUAUUGAACGUCCCUGAUCUUUCUGACAGCAUCCACUCUGCUAAUGCCUCCGAGAGAGACGACAUUUCAGAAAUUCAGUCACUGGCAUCAGAUCAUUCUGGUCGAUCACACGAUAGGCCUCCCCGCCGCAGCCGGUCACGAUCUCCUGACCAGCGGUCAGAGCCUUCUGAUCAUUCCAGACACUCGCCGCAGCAGCCAAGCAAUGGCAGUCUCCGGAGUAGAGAUGAAGAGAGAAUUUCUAAACCUGGGGCUGUCUCAACUCCUGUAAAGCAUGCUGAUGAUCACACUCCUAAAACAGUGGAAGAAGUUACAGUUGAAAGAAAUGAGAAACAAACACCUUCUCUUCCAGAACCAAAGCCUGUGUAUGCCCAAGUUGGGCAACCAGAUGUGGAUUUACCUGUCAGUCCAUCUGAUGGUGUCCUACCUAAUUCAACUCAUGAAGAUGGGAUUCUUCGGCCCAGCAUGAAAUUGGUAAAAUUCAGAAAAGGAGAUAGUGUGGGUUUGCGGCUGGCUGGUGGAAAUGAUGUUGGAAUAUUUGUAGCUGGCGUUCUAGAAGAUAGCCCUGCAGCCAAGGAAGGCUUAGAGGAAGGUGAUCAAAUUCUCAGGGUAAACAACGUAGAUUUUACAAAUAUCAUAAGAGAAGAAGCCGUCCUUUUCCUGCUUGACCUCCCUAAAGGAGAAGAAGUGACCAUAUUGGCUCAGAAGAAGAAGGAUGUUUAUCGUCGCAUUGUAGAAUCAGAUGUAGGAGAUUCUUUCUAUAUUAGAACCCAUUUUGAAUAUGAAAAGGAAUCUCCCUAUGGACUUAGUUUUAACAAAGGAGAGGUGUUCCGUGUUGUGGAUACCUUGUACAAUGGAAAACUGGGCUCUUGGCUUGCUAUUCGAAUUGGUAAAAAUCAUAAGGAGGUAGAACGAGGCAUCAUCCCUAAUAAGAACAGAGCUGAGCAGCUAGCCAGUGUACAGUAUACACUUCCAAAAACAGCAGGCGGAGACCGUGCUGACUUCUGGAGAUUCCGAGGUCUUCGCAGCUCCAAGAGAAAUCUUCGAAAAAGCAGAGAGGAUUUAUCCGCUCAGCCUGUUCAAACAAAGUUUCCAGCUUAUGAAAGAGUGGUUCUUCGAGAAGCUGGAUUUCUGAGGCCUGUAACCAUUUUUGGACCAAUAGCUGAUGUUGCCAGAGAAAAGCUGGCAAGAGAAGAACCAGAUAUUUAUCAAAUUGCAAAGAGUGAACCACGAGAUGCUGGAACUGACCAACGUAGCUCUGGCAUUAUUCGCCUGCAUACAAUAAAGCAAAUCAUAGAUCAAGACAAACAUGCUUUAUUAGAUGUAACACCAAAUGCAGUUGAUCGUCUUAACUAUGCCCAGUGGUAUCCAAUUGUUGUAUUUCUUAACCCUGAUUCUAAGCAAGGAGUAAAAACAAUGAGAAUGAGGUUAUGUCCAGAAUCUCGGAAAAGUGCCAGGAAGUUAUAUGAACGAUCUCAUAAACUUCGUAAAAAUAAUCACCAUCUUUUUACAACUACAAUUAACUUAAAUUCAAUGAAUGAUGGUUGGUAUGGUGCGCUGAAAGAAGCAAUUCAGCAACAGCAAAACCAGCUGGUAUGGGUUUCUGAGGGAAAGGCGGAUGGUGCUACAAGUGAUGACCUUGAUUUGCAUGAUGAUCGUCUGUCCUACCUGUCAGCUCCAGGUAGUGAAUACUCAAUGUAUAGCACGGACAGUAGACACACUUCUGACUAUGAAGACACAGACACAGAAGGCGGGGCCUACACUGAUCAAGAACUAGAUGAAACUCUUAAUGAUGAGGUUGGGACUCCACCGGAGUCUGCCAUUACACGGUCCUCUGAGCCUGUAAGAGAGGACUCCUCUGGAAUGCAUCAUGAAAACCAAACAUAUCCUCCUUACUCACCACAAGCGCAGCCACAGCCAAUUCAUAGAAUAGACUCCCCUGGAUUUAAGCCAGCCUCUCAACAGAAAGCAGAAGCUUCAUCUCCAGUCCCUUACCUUUCGCCUGAAACAAACCCAGCAUCAUCAACCUCUGCCGUUAAUCAUAAUGUAAAUUUAACUAAUGUGAGACUGGAGGAGCCCACCCCAGCUCCUUCCACCUCUUACUCACCACGAGCUGAUUGUUUAAGAACACCGAGUACUGAGGCAGCUAACAUAAUGCUAAGAGGCCAAGAACCAUCAUUGUCGCCGCAUGUAGACCCAGCAAAGGUGUAUAGAAAGGAUCCAUAUCCCGAGGAAAUGAUGAGGCAGAACCAUGUUUUGAAACAGCCAGCCGUUAGUCACCCAGGGCACAGGCCAGACAAAGAGCCUAAUCUGACCUAUGAACCCCAACUCCCAUACGUAGAGAAACAAGCCAGCAGAGACCUCGAGCAGCCCACAUACAGAUACGAGUCCUCAAGCUAUACGGACCAGUUUUCUCGAAACUAUGAACAUCGUCUGCGAUACGAAGAUCGCGUCCCCAUGUACGAAGAACAGUGGUCAUAUUAUGAUGACAAACAGCCCUACCCAUCUCGGCCACCUUUUGAUAAUCAGCACUCUCGAGACCUUGACUCCAGACAGCAUCCCGAAGAGUCCUCAGAACGAGGGUACUUUCCACGUUUUGAAGAGCCAGCCCCUCUGUCCUAUGACAGCAGACCACGUUACGAACAGGCACCUAGAGCAUCCGCCCUGCGGCACGAAGAGCAGCCAGCUCCUGGGUAUGACACACAUGGUAGACUCAGACCGGAAGCCCAGCCCCACCCUUCAGCAGGGCCCAAGCCCGCAGAGUCCAAGCAGUAUUUUGAGCAAUAUUCACGCAGUUACGAGCAAGUACCACCCCAAGGAUUUACGUCUAGAGCAGGUCAUUUUGAGCCUCUCCAUGGUGCUGCAGCUGUCCCUCCGCUGAUACCUUCAUCUCAGCAUAAGCUAGAAGCUCUGCCUUCAAAUACCAAACCACUGCCUCCACCCCCAACUCAAACCGAAGAAGAGGAAGAUCCAGCAAUGAAGCCACAGUCUGUACUCACCAGAGUUAAGAUGUUUGAAAACAAAAGGUCUGCAUCCUUAGAGACCAAGAAGGAUGUAAAUGACACUGGCAGUUUUAAGCCUCCAGAGGUAGCAUCUAAACCUUCAGGUGCUCCCAUCAUUGGUCCCAAACCCACUUCUCAGAAUCAAUUCAGUGAACAUGACAAAACUCUGUACAGGAUCCCAGAACCUCAAAAACCUCAACUGAAGCCACCUGAAGAUAUCGUUCGGUCAAAUCAUUAUGACCCUGAAGAAGAUGAAGAAUAUUAUCGAAAACAGCUCUCAUACUUUGACCGAAGAAGUUUUGAGAAUAAGCCUCCUGCACACAUUGCUGCCAGCCAUCUCUCUGAGCCUGCAAAGCCAGCUCAUUCUCAGAAUCAAUCAAAUUUUUCUAGUUAUUCUUCAAAGGGAAAGCCUCCUGAAGCUGAUGGUGUGGAUAGAUCAUUUGGCGAGAAACGCUAUGAACCCAUCCAGGCCACUCCCCCUCCUCCUCCAUUGCCCUCGCAGUACGCCCAGCCUUCUCAGCCUGUCACCAGCACGUCUCUCCACAUACAUUCUAAGGGAGCACAUGGUGAAGGUAAUUCAGUGUCAUUGGAUUUUCAGAAUUCUUUAGUGUCCAAACCAGACCCACCUCCAUCUCAGAAUAAGCCAGCAACUUUCAGACCACCAAACCGAGAAGAUACUGCUCAGCCACCUUUCUAUCCCCAGAAAAGUUUUCCGGAUAAAGCCCCAGUUAAUGGAACUGAACAGACUCAGAAAACAGUCACUCCAGCAUACAAUCGAUUCACACCAAAACCAUAUACAAGUUCUGCCCGACCAUUUGAACGCAAGUUUGAAAGUCCUAAAUUCAAUCACAAUCUUCUGCCAAGUGAAACUGCACAUAAACCUGACUUGUCUUCAAAAACUCCCACUUCUCCAAAAACUCUUGUGAAAUCGCACAGUUUGGCACAGCCUCCUGAGUUUGACAGUGGAGUUGAAACUUUCUCUAUCCAUGCAGAGAAGCCUAAAUAUCAAAUAAAUAAUAUCAGCACAGUGUCUAAAGCUAUUCCUGUGAGUCCUUCAGCUGUGGAAGAGGAUGAAGAUGAAGAUGGUCAUACUGUGGUGGCCACAGCCCGAGGCAUAUUUAACAGCAAUGGUGGCGUGCUGAGUUCCAUAGAAACUGGCGUUAGUAUAAUUAUCCCUCAAGGAGCCAUUCCCGAAGGAGUUGAGCAGGAAAUCUAUUUCAAGGUCUGCCGAGACAACAGCAUCCUCCCACCUUUAGAUAAAGAGAAAGGUGAAACACUGCUGAGUCCUUUGGUGAUGUGUGGUCCCCAUGGCCUCAAGUUCCUGAAGCCCGUGGAGCUGCGCUUACCACACUGUGCGUCCAUGACUCCUGACGGUUGGUCUUUUGCUCUAAAAUCAUCCGACUCCUCGUCGGGUGAUCCUAAAACCUGGCAAAACAAGUGUCUUCCCGGAGAUCCAAAUUAUCUCGUUGGAGCAAACUGUGUUUCUGUCCUUAUUGACCACUUUUAACUCUUGAAAUAUGGGAACUUGAUUAAAUAAUGUGAAACUGGAUUAAACUUAAUCUAAAUGGAACCACUCUAUCAAGUAUUAUACCUUUUUUAGAGUUGAUACUACAGUUUGUUAGUAUGAAGCAUUUGCUUGAACUGAUAAAGAUGAGUGAGCAUGCCCCUGAACCAUGGUCGGAAAACAUGCUACACACUGCAUGUUUGUGAUUGACGGGACUGUUGGUAUUGGCUAGAGGUUCAAAGAUAUUUUCCUUUGUGAUUUUUGUAAUUUUUAUAUCGUCACUGCUUAACUUCACAUAUUGAUUUCCGUUAAAAUACCAGCCAGUAAAUGGGGGUGCAUUUGAGGUCUGUUCUUUCCAAAGUACACUGUUUAAAACUUUACAAUGGCCCUGGCCUAGCAUACAUACACAUUUUAUUUUAUUAUGCAUGAAGUAAUAUGCACACAUUUUUUAAAUGCACCUGGAAUAUAUAACCAGUGUUGUGGAUUUAACAGAAAUGUACAGCAAGGAGAUUUAUAACUGGGGGAGGGUGAAGUGAAGACAAUGACUUACUGUAUAUGAAAACAUUUUUCUUAGGGAAGGAUACAAAAGCAUGUGAGACUGGUUCCAUGGCCUCUUCAGAUCUCUAACUUCACCAUAUUACCACAGACAUACUAACCAGCAGGAAUGCCUUACCCUCAUGUUCUUAAUUCUUAGCUCAUUCUCGCUGUGUUACUAAGUUUUUAUGGCUUUUGUGCAUUAUCUAGAUACCGUAUCAUGACAAAGACUGAGUACAUUGUGCAUUUGGUGGUUUCAGAAAUGUGUUAUCACCCAGAAGAAAAUAGUGGUGUGAUUUGGGGAUUUUUUUUUUCUUUUCUUUUCUUUUUUUUUUUUUUUUAUUUGACAAGGGGCAGUGGGGGUUUUCUGUUCUUUCUGGCUAUGCAUUUGAAAAUUUUGAUGUUUUAAGGAUGCUUGUACAUAAUGCGUGCAUACCACUUUUGUUCUUGGUUUGUAAAUUAACUUUUAUAAACUUUACCUUUUUUAUACAUAAACAAAACCACGUUUCUAAAGGCUACCUUUGUAUUCUCUCCUGUACCUCUUGAGCCUUGAACUUUGACCUCUGCAGCAAUAAAGCAGCGUUUCUAUGACACAUGCAAGGUCAUUUUUUUUAAGAAAAAGGAUGCACAGAGUUGUUACAUUUUUAAGUGCUGCAUUUAAAAGAUACAGUUACUCAGAAUUCUCUAGUUUGAUUAAAUUCUUGCAAAGUAUCCCUACUGUAAUUUGUGAUACAAUGCCGUGCCCUAAAGUGUAUUUUUUUACUAAUAGACAAUUUAUUAUGGCACAUCAGCACGAUUUCUGUUUAGAUAAUACACCACUACGUUCUGUUAAUCAUUAGGUGUGACUGAAUUUCUUUUGCCGUUAUUAAAAAUCUCAAAUUUCUAAAUCUCCAAAAUAAAACUUUUUAAAAUAAA
Messenger RNA from Pongo pygmaeus (Bornean orangutan), 7223 nucleotides. RefSeq names its product tight junction protein 1 (gene TJP1). The record is from RefSeq and is a predicted model, not a curated record. NCBI's taxonomy places the organism in Eukaryota, Metazoa, Chordata, Mammalia, Primates, Hominidae. Gene Ontology annotation, molecular function: cell adhesion molecule binding. The coding region runs from base 471 to 5777 and encodes 1768 amino acids. The transcript has 28 exons. Gene Ontology annotation, biological process: establishment of endothelial intestinal barrier; cell-cell junction organization; protein localization to cell-cell junction. Gene Ontology annotation, cellular component: bicellular tight junction; plasma membrane.